AUGGUUCAGAGGUACGAGGAGCAGACAACGGAGAAGGUGAUGGAGUCGACCAAGAAAUCAGUGAUCAGCACGCGCCUAGUACCGCAGAAGCUGAGAGAGCACCUGAUGUUGAAUGUGACGAGGUUCACUACGUACGCGUUGGUGAGGGCAGAGGUGCUGAACCAUUCGGGAUCAAAACAGGCGGCGCUGGCACUCAACGGACCCGCGCCGAUGGAUUUAGACGCGCUGACGUUCGGCAAGCAGGGCAAUGACGGCAAUAGUAAGAACAGCAGAGGCGAAGACAACAGAGGUAAGGGCUGUGGCCAUGGUGGCACCUCACAGCGCAAGUCUUGCUUGAAGAAAGGUCAUGCGCUCAAGGAAUGCAGGAAGGCAGCGCAGGACAUGAAGGGCAGUAAGGUCAAUGAAGACGGGCCCCGAAGGAUCAGUAAGGGCACGGGCAGGGGCAAUGACGAGACUGGUAAGACGAAUGCGCCGACGCCCGAGCUCACGGACAAGGAUGAGGGCUGCGUCUUCAUGAUCGGGGCUGGCGAGGGGGGGGAGUUCGACCGCGCAGAGAAGUUAGAUCGCAAUGAGGAGUCGGAGAAGGGGCCGAAUUACGACGAGUAUGAGAAUGACGAGAGGCUUCUGAUUUCGAUUAAUAACUUUUUACCAGGUGGGAUGAUCGAGACGGUACGUGUGGAGGUAUUUGGCACCAAGCAAUCGGUCCGAUGCCAGUUCGACGUUCGAGACGUACACAAGACGAUCAUAGCAGUCGGUGGCCUGACGAAGGGGUCACAGGGCGCGUGGUUCGAUGACGGCGGGGGCGCAGUAUUAAACCCCACGGUGAGCAAGAACAUCGAGGAGCUGAUGAAGGAGGAAGGCGCCGACGAUGCCUGUGAUCCGCCUGGGCUACUGCUUCGUGAUGCCGAGGCGGAGACGGACGUGGUCACGAUCUUGGUUGUGGUUCAGAAGCCAGAGGAUUGCGUAGCGGCGGUCAUGGUGAUUCACAAGGGGCCCAGCGAGUACGUCAAUUCAGCAGUGGAGUCUUACAUCGACGUCUGGGGCCCAGCGGAUAUCAUCCUGAAGGGUGACCAGGGGGCAUCGCUACAGGCAGUGACCACGGCGGUAAAGAACAGCGAGCUGGAGACGAACCUGAGCGUGAAGAUUGUGCCGAAGAGUUUGAUCGUGCCGUGGCUGGCCAGACCUGUGGGUUACUUGCUCACAAGGCGCGACGAGAGUGGCGAGAUCAUUGUGGGGGCGUCACGAGGCAUCGAGCACGCCAGGACUAUGAAGUUAAGUACGCCUGUGGGUCACCAUUUCGGUGAGGUACAUGAUCUGGACGCGGAGGUGACAGGUUGCGAGAUCGUGGCAGGCGGAGACGUAGCACCUACUGCACCAAGGCUGGAGGGACCCAUGGAGAUAGGUAUUAUCAUGCCGAUCUCGAGGGAAGGAGACCGACGCGUCUACGAGGAGAUCGAGCCAAUGGUCAACUACGAGAAGCCGGUUGGAAAUGGAGUCUACAGAGACGCAUAUACAGGAGAAGAGUUGCUUAAGGAGCUGGUCGUCAACGGAAGGGCGAAGGAGAUGAAGAGCAUGGAAGAGUUCGAGGUAUUCGAAUGGGUACCGUUCGGGGAUUGGAUGCAGCCGUUCGACACCAAAUGGAUCGACAGCAAGAAGUACGACUUACAAACGGGUGAGUGGAUCGUGAGGCGCAUUCUGAAGCAGAAGAGGCUGGUACGAUACUUGAAAGGGGCAGCGGGCAUGGUGAUUUUCUACCCGUACCUAGAGGCCGCGUUCAAGGUGACAGCGCCGGCAGACGCGGACUGGGCAGGUAUGAUUCACAGAUGCGGAGUUGGGCGUGUCAGACAUCUACAGACAAAGUGGAUAUGGCAUCGAGACCUGGUGCGCGACGGAGAGAUUGAGAUGGAGAAGGUAAAUGCGAAAGAGCAGGUUGUGGACAUCGGAACUAGGCCGAUGGACGAGGAGACGCUCAAGAGGCAUCUGAAGACGCUUUGGCUGAUCUCAAUUACCGCCACGAGCCGCAAGAGACCCGAGGUGUUGGUGAAAGUGCUGGCCGCUAUGGCAAGCACCUCAGCUACGGAGGCCUCGGUGGGCUACUACUAUGGUGACGGCGUUAACAUCAACGUGAGCAUUGCGAACGAGUUCAGUUGGUGGAGCUGUUUAUCGCACCCGCUGGGUACGAUGAUUGCAGAGGCUGUGAGCUACUCUGUGCUUGUGGUGAAGGCGAAGCAAGAUGGAGUUGUGGGGGGAGACACGGGCUACGCCGUUUCGACCAGUAUAAUACGAGGCGGGGGUUUUGCCAGGACGCCGUCGAAGAGGCGAGGCCGUGACGUUUCGCCCGAGUCGGAGCUGCACGCGAAGAAGAAGAUGAUGUCCGUGAUUCUUCAGGGGCCUGUGACAUACAAGAGCAGGAGUAAGGGCUACAGAUACGCUGAUGGUCGAGACACGCCCCUUGUCAUCGCAAGACUGGGGGGCCUGGAGUUUGAGUUAGAUCUGGUGCACAUACCCUGGAUGUACAGUAUGACUUUGCCCGACUACUACGACAAGGAGAUCAUCGAGAUGCUGACUCCCGCACUCAACCCCGGCUCCGACCCCCGCUGGGCCCGCGUCAACGUUGAGGCGUAUCGCACAACGGCCAUGGACGCUAUCUCUGCAGCAGACCUACCGCGACCGCCAGAAGAGCUCAGCAACCACAUUGAGACAUCCAUGUUGGAAGCAACGACAAAAAGCAUUGCGGAGCCGGCGCAACUGAUACCGCACCUCUCGACCAACGUGCACUUCCAAGCGCUGAUCCAGCAGAGGCGCAACAUCCCGAAUGACAAUGCACAGUCCCGACGCGACGUCAGCAAGCAAAUCCGACAAGAGAUGCGACGGCAAAAACGAGCAACACGACGUGCGCAGAUCAGCACCAUACUCGAGGACUACCGUGGACUCAAGCGCAUCACGACCAUCAAAUCAGGGCGGAAGCGUACACUAAUCACGGAAAUGCGCGGCAAGGGCGACGCGAAGCAUGCCAGCAGAGACUCAAUUGCGAACGUAUUUGCAGAUUUCUACGAGAAUUUGUAUCACACUCCACUCGAGGUUUGCAAGCUGUGCCAGGCUCUGCUGGACAUGAUCCGUUGCAGCACUCACCCUGGCACUUGCCAUGCUGUGUACACCAUGCUGGCGCUGAGCGUUGCGAGAAUGCUGGAUUAUGACAUGCGGCUUUGCCCACCGUGGGCGCUAACGUCAGCCUUACAGCGCGCGGCGGCAGCAGUGCAGGAGGUCUUAGAGGCGCUCGCGGCGCAGCGCCUCGACCUCGACAGCAUGGCCAUCGCGGGCGUGCACACCUUCCUCGGUGGCUUCGGCAUCUGGCCGGCUGAUUUGCCGCAUGCGCGGGUGGCAUAUUGGGCUUGCCACGUUGCAGUCCAGGCUGAUGUGACUGAGGUCGCGUCCCGGCUUGGGCGCCCUGCCGCGGUGCACCCCGACGCACCCCUCGCUGCCCGUGCGCGGGACGAGCUCGCCAGCUGCGGCCUCCAGCUCUGCCCCAGGCGCAUCGACUUCACGGCCGAUGCGCGGCUCGAGUAUGAAGCCGGCCCCUGGGUUACCGAGCUGUCCGCGGAAACGGUGUUUGACUUCCACGCCGAGGUAGACGAUGCCCCUGGCGGCCAUAUGCCCCUGCUGCUCGCGAGCCAGGACCCUGCUACGGAGGGGCAUGACUUGGGCGGUCGGCGGCGGCUUGCCGCGAGGGCGUACCGCGGCCUCGCCGCCCUCGCGGCGACGCGCCUCUGGGGCCGGCUGUCAGCAGCGCGCCAGGCACGCCUGCUGGCCGGCGGUGGGCUCGGAGCCGGCUUCUGGAAUGGUUUUCUGCGCGAGGGGGAGACGGCGCUCACCGACGCCGUUUUCGUGGUCAUGUUCAGGCGCCGCCUUCUCCUCAACUUGCUGAGCGCCCCGGUGGCGUGCGCCUUCCGUUAUUCGGGCGCCGCCGGCGACGAGCGCGCGGGCACGUGCUGUGGGCGACCCCUCGACGUCGCGGGCUUGCAUGCCUGGCAGUGCCCUGUUGGGCCACACCGCAUACGGCUGCACAACGAGAUCGUGCGGACCUUGGCGGAGUGGAUCUCAUCGCACGGCGGUUACGCCGACCAGGAACGCUGCGUGCCAGAACUUUACCAGCAGGAGGCUGGCAGCGAGCUGCGCGAGGCCCGCUUGGACCUGGUGGUCAGUUGGCUGGGCAUGCCAGUGCCGGUCCGGAUGGACGUUACGUUCCGCUCCGCCGAUCCCUCGGGGCCAGCAGCACGCACGAUCGGCCAUGCCGCCAUUGGCGCUGAGACGCACCAGCGGGAGCGUUACGGCGACGCUGUCGUGCCCUUCGCUGUGGAGGCCGAGGGGCGGCUCGGCCCACAGGCGCAGCGCUUCGUCGCGGACAUGGCAGCCGCGGCGCGCCGCGUUGCAGUGCUCCCUGGCGAGGCGAGCGGGCGCCUGGGCAGCGACUUCGCGCGGAAGCUCUCGGAGCGGUUGUCAGGUGACUUGACGGCCCGGAUGGCCGACCUUCUGUUGGCCGCGGCAGAGGGCGCUGGCGUGGGGCCGUGGCUGGGGGCGCGCCAGCUGCUGAUGGCGGCGCUCGAUGUGGUCGACGUGCGGACGGACAUGCGGCUGCAGAGGUUCGAUGGCGCUGAUGAGAGGUGGGGAGACUGGAGUCUCAGGUUCGAGGCCUACACGGCGCUGCUCGGCAUGGGGGAUCUCAUGACCGAGGCGGCCAAUCGGCGGGAUCCGCUGCCGAACGACCAGCUUGGUGACCUCGCGAGGGCAGUGAGCCAACGGCUGUGGCACCUGCUGAUCACGUGGCGCGACGGCAAGUCGCCGGGAGUGGUCGAGCUCUCGCGGAAGAACGGCCUCGAGGCGUGGCGCCAGCUCAAGAUAGAGUACGAGAGCAGGUCAGGCAACCGGUGGACGGCCAUGUUGCGAUUCAUCCUGAACCCCCAGGACAAGUGGGCGAAGGACCGAGAGUCGGGCAUCGACUUCUUUCAGUCGCUCACUGCCUGGGAGGCUAUCGUGGCAGAGUACGUGGACCAGAGUGGCGAGGCCGUCUCAGACAACGUGCGAGUGAGCGUGCUGCUGGAGCACGCGCCAGAACCAUAUCGUGAAGUUCUUCGGCAGGCUCCUGAGGAUGUGAAGCUCGCGUUCAUCGCGGCUCGGAGUCACAUCCGAGGUUACUACAAUCAAGGCAAAUCUCAGGGCAAGGUCGGCAAGAUGGGCAAGACGGACAAGUCAGGAAGGACUGGCAAUAACCCGAAGGGUGGCAAGGACUCGAAGACCAAGUCGAAGAAUCGUGACGGCAAGCACGGACACGGCAAGGGACAGGCAGAGCACUUCGAGGGCGAGUGCGGCCACUGCGGCAAGUGGGGCCACAAGCGCGCGGACUGCAGGAAGAAGAAGGCAGACGACGCCAAGAAGGAGACUGGUAACACGCGGGCAGUCCAGGGCGAUGCGGCGGCAGCGGGCUCUGGGCAGCAGCAGUCGGACGGCACGGUGGCGAAGUUCGGCGGCUCCAUCCUGAUCGACAGCGGCAGCGACGACCACCUGUGCAGGCACAUGUUCGUCCCAGAGGCCCCAGUCAACAGCGCGGCAGACGCGCCGAGGCUCUUCGACGUGCAGCAGAAGCCGUUGCCGACGGCUGGCCUUCGGGGUGUUGAGAUGACGAUGCAGGAGGGCAUCAAGGCGACGGCGGACUUUCUCGCCGCCGACGUGAACGACGACCUGCUGAGCAUGGGCAAGCUGCUCAGGCAGGGCUGCAAGUUCAAUCUCAGUCUGGAGGAUGGGCUCUACAUGACGAAUGGCCAUCGCAGCGUGCAGCUGGAGCUCGAGCGGAACAGCCUCAGGCUCCCGAUCGUGUCCGCGGGGCCCGCGGCAGCUGCGCACCAUUGCCGCGGCGCGGCAGAGCAGCAGGAGGUGGCGACGGCACCAGUGCUCACGGCGGAGAGCUCGGUCGGCGCGCUGAGGACCAGGCUGAGGGAGUUGUUCAUGCCGAUUUACGGCGCGAAGCUUGAGCUGUGGGAACGGCUCAUCGUGGCAGAGGCAGCCCACAGGCGCGCGGAGGCAGAAAAGCAGCACAAGCUGGCAGUGAAGGAGCAGCUCGGGAUUCAUCACGACCCCGUCGAGGCGAGGCAGCUCCCUGUACCGAAGGCCCCGAGCGCGGAGGAGGAGAGGCAGCAUCGCCUCACGCAUCUGCCCGCUGCGCCGUGGUGCGAGGAAUGCGUCAGGGGCAAGGCCCCAGACGCCCCUCACUCGCUGGUCAGGCUCGAGGACUCGGAUCAGAAGCACCCGCUCAUCAGCUACGACUUCGGCUUCUGCAAGACGGCCGACGAGGAGGGGGACCUGACCAAGGUCGAAGAUACCUACGCGACGAUGCUCGUGGGGUUCAGCUCGGACACGGGAGUGGUGAAGGUGAUUCCAUGUCCAUCGAAGGCAGCAUCGCCAUACGCGAUUGCAGGCAUCAAGUCAUUUGUGCAGCGGCUCGAGACUGGCAAGUGCAGGCUCAGGACAGACACUGAGCAGGCGACGAAGGCCAUCCUAGACGGCGUGGUCAGCGAGCUCACGGGCAGGAUCACACCAGAGCUGACCCCGAAGCACAGCAGCCAGUCGAACCCAGCGGAGGCAGCGGUGAAGAUCGUCGAGGGCCAGACGCGGGCUCUCAGGCUGGACCUCGAGAAGCGCUACGGCACCAAGGGCGACAUCUGCAACUUCGGCGAGGCGGUGCUGUAUCGGAUUGCGCGGCCUGCGCAUCGAGGUCUCGCUGGAGGACGACGUCUACGCCGAGGCGAGGCCCAGUGGGGCGGAGGGAUCUGGGUCGGCAGAUCGGACGAGUCUCAGGAGCACCUGGUGGUGACGCCUCGGGGGCUCGACCGCGCGCGGACGGUGCGACGGCUCCCUGAGGGGAAGCAGACGGACAAGGAGCUCCUGCUGACGGUGACGGGGCUACCCUGGGCUGCGAGGGCGGCUCCCGAGAGGUCGAAGCGCAGGCGGGCACCGCAGCAGGUGGCGACGGAGCUCCCGAAGGCGGAUGCACAACUCCAGCCUGGUGCUCCACAGCCACAGCAGCCAGGGCCACCUGAGGGCGGAGCGGCGCCUGCUCAGCCCCAGGCGCCGCAGCAGGCACCUCCUGCGGCAGCGGCGGCCCCGCCGCAGCCGCAGCCUCCAGCGCCAGCGCCGCCGGCGCCGAGUGACGUGGUGAUGGGGGCGGCGCCCUCGCAGGCAGCGAGGCGCGAGGUCUCGCCUGCGGCGGAAGUUUCAGAAGGCAAGCGAGCGCGAGUUGCGGCAGUCCACGCGCUGGACGUCGGCAACGUGGACGACUCGCCCGACGCGUUCUGGGAGGAGGUCUCAGACGAGGUCGAGGACCCGACGGACGGCAUGUUCGACGUGGACAUGCAGGACGAGCUGGACAAGAGGCUCACGCUGGAGCACCUGCAGAGCCUCCUGGACCACGGCGUCGGCGAGGACAUCCCCAAGUCGGAGGCGAGAGGGAUGAAGCACAUCACCACGCGCUGGGAGAAGCAGUGGAGGUGGAAGCCAGCGCUGCGGGACUUACUGGGCAGAAUGCUGUCAGGCCCCACCGUCGGCGCAUUCACCGCACUCAAGAGGCUCGUGAGGUACUUGCUCGGCACGAGGGAUGCGGUGAACUGGCUACCGAGACCGACGGAGGGCACGAACGUGGAGCUGGUUGGCUUCGGCGACAGCGACUGGGCGGGCGACCUGCAGACGAGGAGGUCACAGUCGAGCGGCAAGAUCGAGAUCGACGGAGUUCCCAUGCACUCGUUCAGCAGGCGCCAGGGCAUCGUGGCCACCAGUUCGGGAGUUGCAGAAUACUACGCGGCGACGGCGGUCGCCGAAUACAUACUCUACUUCAAGUCGCUCCUGGAGUUCAUGGGCUUCUCAGUGGCGGCUACUCUGCUGACGGACUCGUCAGCUGCCCGAGGUAUCGCCCGACGGGAAGGAGUUGGAAAGGUUCGGAGUCUGGAGGCGCGAGUGCUCUGGCUCCAGCAGGCGAUCAAGCGGAAGCUGAUGGGCCUCGGGACCGUCGGCACCGACGAUAACAAAGCGGACCUGGGCACGAAGAUCCUCGGACACGAUCGCUUCGUCAAGCUCAGGGCGCUCAACGGCAUCUACGCGGACAUGGGCCAGGUCGCGGAGAGCGACCAGCAGUCGGAGGAGGUGGACAUCGACGUGGGGGCGGCUGCGCGGGUGCGGCGGUCAAGGAGCGCGGCAGGCUCUCCUGGUGCCAAUCGCUCGGCGGCCCUUGCAAUGAUCACGGCAGCGGCGACGCUCUUGCAGGGAUGUGAGGGCCAGACCGCUCACUACGACGGCUACUACUACGACACGGAGGUUUGCUCCAAGGACGGCAUUGUCGCGAGCGACUGGACGAGCUACUUUCUGAUAGUGGUCGUCUGGGCGUUGGUCGUGGCCGCCGUCAGCGGCUAUGCGGGAUUCCGCUACGCCGGCUUGCGGGAUCCAGAAUGGCUCCUGGUCCCGCCCGAGCCCGAUACGACGCUGAAGGAGAUGCGGCCCGCGGACAUGGUGGACGCUACCAUUCCCAGCGUGCCAGCCUCGUCGGUGAUGACGCGACCGAGUCAGACGAGGCGGAGUGUGAGCACGCAGUCGCAGACAACGUACAAGUGGAAGUGGGCAGCUCCGCGGUUUCAGCCAGUGCAGGACCACGCACACGGUGUUUUCCUUGAAGUGCGCGUGGACAACGCCAGAGGACUUUUCUUGGACUGA
Messenger RNA from Prorocentrum cordatum, 8751 nucleotides. The record is from the annotation of a GenBank genome assembly. NCBI's taxonomy places the organism in Eukaryota, Dinophyceae, Prorocentrales, Prorocentraceae.